AUGUCACCUAACCGCUUAGACGACCUGGACGUUGCACCAUUGUCUGAAUCAUUUGAAGUAACCAGGACCUACAACGCUGACCAAUUCCCAAACAAAGUCAAUCUUGGUCAAGGUGUCUAUCGUGAUGAUAACGCCCAGCCAUGGGUUCUGCCAAGUGUUCAAGCCGCGGAAGAGACUCUUCACAAUGAACAUGGCAAUCACGAGUAUCUCCCCAUCUCUGGCCAUGACCAAUUUAACAAAAGGGCCAGGGCGCUUCUGUUUGGUAGCGAAAUUCAUGACAGCUACAACAUCUGCACCGUACAGACAGUAGCAGGAACAGGAGCAAACCACCUCGCUGCUCUAUUCUGUGCGCAGAUUCUUCAUUCAAAGAACGUAUUCAUCUCCGAUCCGACCUGGGAUAACCACCAUGCGAUUUGGAAGACGGCCGCCCCUGGCACCACGCAGAAGCUUUACCCUUGUCAUAAUAUCUCAACGUGCACUUUCGAUUUCAAGAGAAUGAUAGCUGAGCUCGAGAACUCGGCAGUGGAGAAUGAUGUUGUGGUUCUGCACGCUUGUGCUCAUAACCCAACAGGAUGUGACCCUACUCACGACCAAUGGGACAAGAUUGCCGAUGUCGUGGGGAGGAAACGUCUCUUUGUCGUCUUCGAUAGUGCCUACCAGGGCUUCGCGUCUGGUGAUCCCGAUGCAGAUGCAUGGGCCAUUCGACACUUCUACUCGAAACUCUUCGGUUCCAACAGCGGUAUUGAAAAUCCUCCGCUUGGAAUGCUCGUCUGUCAGUCCUUUUCCAAGAAUUUUGGACUCUACGGGGAGCGAAUUGGGGCACUUCAUCUCGUCACUCCUCCGGGCGUUUCUCCUAGCGGUGCUUACACACAGUUGAUCGCAUUGAUUCGCUCCAUAGUCUCGUGCCCUUCCUUGUUUGGGGCUAGAGUUGUAAAUACCAUUCUCUCUGAUGCUGAGCUGUAUGCACAGUGGAAGGAAGAUGUGGUAACCAUGUCAUCGCGCAUCCGAGAUAUACGACUGGCCCUGAGGCUCGAGUUGGAGAAGAUCAAUACUGAGGGUGAUUGGUCUCACAUUACUCGACAGAUUGGCAUGUUCAGCUAUACCGGGCUCUCGGAGGCGCAAGUUCAAAGAUUGCGAGAGGUGCAUCAUGUCUACAUGCUGAAAAAUGGGCGGAUGAGUCUGAGUGGCUUGAAUGCGAAGAAUGUCGGGUAUGUGGCUUGUGCAAUCAAAGAGGUAGUUGAGCAAGAACUGUAG
Messenger RNA from Penicillium verhagenii, 1254 nucleotides. RefSeq lists its product as uncharacterized. NCBI's taxonomy places the organism in Eukaryota, Fungi, Ascomycota, Eurotiomycetes, Eurotiales, Aspergillaceae. The record is from RefSeq and is a predicted model, not a curated record. Gene Ontology annotation, molecular function: L-aspartate:2-oxoglutarate transaminase activity; pyridoxal phosphate binding. Bases 1 to 1254 code for a protein of 417 amino acids. The transcript is spliced from 2 exons. Gene Ontology annotation, cellular component: cytosol. Gene Ontology annotation, biological process: L-aspartate biosynthetic process.